Molecule: messenger RNA, 1203 nt
Organism: Seminavis robusta
Lineage: Eukaryota; Bacillariophyta; Bacillariophyceae; Naviculales; Naviculaceae
Source: the annotation of a GenBank genome assembly
AUGGUAAAACCCGCGCGAGACGAGUUGCCAACCAUGGAGCCAACCAAAACCAAUGCAGCCGCCAGCAGUACCAAGAACGAAGGAUCCGUGGUCAAGGAAAGGACUUUGAAGGUUGACGGAGAGACAGGAGAGCCAACAAUCAAGAGCUUUGGGUCAAAUGAUAGCGGUGCAGCCAGCACGAAUGAACACAUCAAGGAAUCUGCACAGGGCGAUGAAGAUGUCAAGCCAUCACCCAAAAAGGCGGAUGAAGGAACGGGGCAACGAAAAUCAAUCCAAUCCAACACACACCCUCUGACUUCGUCGCAGCCCUCAGAAGGCGCCAUCUUGACAGGGCAGGCACCGCUGAACCCUAGCUGCCACUACACCGAUGCUUCGCUUCUGGCUGAUCCUACCCCUGAUAAACGUCGAAAUCGUGGUGGUGUUUCGCAGGCGUUCCCUGAUAAACUUCACAAGCUUUUGGAUCAAGUGGAGGCUGACGGUCUUGGCCAUGUGAUCUCAUGGCAGCCACACGGACGAUGUUUCGUCGUCCACAAACCAAAGGUGUUUGUCGACUUGCUGCCCAAGUACUUUCAGCAGAGCAAGCUCACAUCGUUCCAACGACAGCUCAAUCUGUACGGAUUCCGUCGCAUAUCGCAAGGGGCGGACUCUGGAGGCUACUAUCACGAGUUAUUCUUACGUGGACGCUCAGGAUUGAGUGCCAAUAUGAAGCGUACCAAGAUUAAAGGAACUGUGAAGCAAAAGCGAGAUCCUUCUACAGAACCAGACUUCUACAAGUACCCACCACUCGGGAACUCCUCCAAUGCCGCUGAGGCCUCCACAAAUCCGCCUGUCGCCGCCGCAGGGACGGGUGUUGGGGCUGUUCAGUCACUGAAACCAUUGACUGGAGGAUCCCAAUCUACCGGGGUUGCACAAGUGUCACUACCAAUGCCGCCACUGCAGAGCAUGACGCGUAGUAUUCCAAUCCAGCAACUGUAUGGCGGCCUCUUGGGGGCAGCGCAACUCACCGCCUAUCCAGGGUUGCUUGCUUCACUCGCAGCAAAGCCUGAUCCUAGUGGCGGGCUGGGGCUUCAAUCGGGUGGAGCUCCAAGCGUAGCUCCAGCACCAGGAAACACGUCGGCCCAAGACAUGAGAACAACAUUGGCAGCUCUUUUGACUGCCCAAAUGGCAAGAGGUAGUGAGGAUGAAAGAAGUACGAGUAUCUAG